GAUUAAGGGUGACAUCACGAGAGAAAAUCUAAUAUUUCAGUGAAGUAAAAUCACUUCGGGUUUCGUGAACCGAGUGUGAACUUGAGAUAACUUUAACAAUGAAGGCUUCUCUGGUGACAGGCUUGGUUUUCUGUUUUGCGAUUUUCAGCCUGGGCUCUGCACUCCGUUGCUAUAGAUGCACCAAUUACUCUGGAAAGUGCACUAAUGUGCAGGAAUGCGGCUAUGAGGACGCUUGCCUUACGUUACAUGAAAGAGGAGGGAAGAUUAUCCGCCAGUGCAUCCGGCACACGGACUGUGAAAAUGCUCGGCUGUCUCAGAUGUUUCCUGCGGUGUCUUCCUUCACCCACGGUUGCUGCAGUAGUAACUUGUGCAAUGGCAGUCCCGCCACCAUGAUCUCUAAGCCCUUACUGGGGACGUUGGCGUCCCUCUUUGUCUUCUGGUGGUGCCUGCUUUAAAACCUUGGGACACAGCUCAAUUGUCACUGUCUAACUGUAUCACUAAUUAUCUGGGGUGUGUUGCUAGAUAGGAAACAAAAACGCUGCAAAUAACGUUCCAGAUCUGCGCAUUUUCUGCUUGUUUCAAGCAUGUUUUUAUUAAUACGGGUGUAUUAAUAAAUAUACAAUAACAUUUAUUUCAUUGCAGUUGUAAUUUUUGUACGUCCUCGGAAUGGAUUGACUUAUCGAUUGUUUUUCUGUAAAAGCAUAAUGACCGUUUAAGGACAACUUCAGAAAGUCUACACUUAUGCUGAUCAUAGUGAAAUACCAUGCAUAACGGUCAAAGAAACGUUCUAAAUGUGGCAAAUGCAGGAUGUGUUGAUGAAAAGGAAUUAUUUGUAAUAAUUUUCAUAAACAGCGUGAUUUUCUGAGAAAAUGUACGAAACUAAACAAUCCUCUUUUGUGUGUGUAAAUAUGGAUUUUGGCAUUUUAGAUCUUUAAGCAAAACGGGAUUGUGAAGAAUUUUGUAUUUUUCUUUUACUUUUGGUAAGAAGGAGGAUGUUCUGUGUUCUUUCUUGAAAUGUUAAUUUCAAGGUCCCUGAUGAAGUAAGCCUGUAAGAAGUUAGACUGUGGCACAAAGAAAGUUAGGAGUCACUCUUCUAAGCAUUAAAAGCAUUUAACAAUAACAA
Brienomyrus brachyistius is the source of this 1123-nucleotide messenger RNA. RefSeq names its product CD59A glycoprotein-like. The transcript has 4 exons. Lineage: Eukaryota; Metazoa; Chordata; Actinopteri; Osteoglossiformes; Mormyridae. The coding region runs from base 99 to 455 and encodes 118 amino acids. The record is from RefSeq and is a predicted model, not a curated record.